This is a messenger RNA of Zingiber officinale, 1593 nucleotides long. Its product is annotated as U-box domain-containing protein 63-like. The coding region runs from base 164 to 1408 and encodes 414 amino acids. The transcript is spliced from 8 exons. The record is from RefSeq and is a predicted model, not a curated record. Lineage: Eukaryota; Viridiplantae; Streptophyta; Magnoliopsida; Zingiberales; Zingiberaceae. Gene Ontology annotation, biological process: protein ubiquitination. Gene Ontology annotation, molecular function: ubiquitin-protein transferase activity.
AAAAAAAAAGGCAGAGAGAGAGAGAGAGGGGCAAAUUGCCGUUUUUCCCCCAAAUCAAAAUUAAUCGUAGCAAAUCCCUCCUUCCUCGUCCCCAAAUCGCAGCUCCGCAUCAUGUCGGCGGCAAUUCGCCGACGGACCCUUUGACUAGGGUUUCGCCUCCGCCAUGGCUUCGGAGAAUGGCCUCUCUCCCAGACUGGCGGCGUUCCAAGGCGAUUCGUUUCCAUUCUCCUGCGUUGACGGCGAGCGCUCCAGCCAAGGGAAAGUAAGGCCUGCUGGGUUUGCAGCCGUUGGAGGCGACAAGAUAUUUUCUGGCGAACGGGAAGGCCGAUUCCUCAGUGACCUCCACGGCCGCCGUGCCCAGACCCAGGGCUGGGGCGGAUUCAUGGACGGCGGCUCUCACUCUGGGGAUGGGCCCAACGACGAGGAGGAGGAGGAUGAGGAUGCAGAAGGAAACGAAGAGGACGAGGAUGUUGACGACGGAGAUGGGCUGGUUUCCUUGGAGGAAGGUAACAAUAAGAUUAACUACAACAGCAGUGGUAGCGUACAGAGCAGUUCGGAUAAAAUCUGCGACGAGCGAACGAUUUCGCAGGAGCACCAUUCAUCUUUCGGAUCGGGCAGAGGUGUCUUGCUGAAAGAUGGAAAUGGAGGAAGAGGAUGCCUAGAGGAUCAAUCCUACGAAGUGAGCAGGAUGGAUGCUUGUCACAAUGCGGUUACCGUCAUGGAAACUGAACCAUACUAUGCACAUGCUUUGCCUGGAGCGGAUGGUUUAUCCCAUCAUAAGGAAGACAGAGGGGAGAAUGGAUGUGGGUUCAAUGGUAGAAAGGAGGCUGGACUAACGACUGGUUAUUGGGAGACGUUGAGGACACAACUAUCAGAUCCUACAACCGGAGCCCUUAUGGAUGAUGCGAUGAUACUGUCAUGUGGACAUUCUUUUGGAAAUAGUGGAAUGCAGCGUGUUUAUAAAAUGAAAGCUUGUAUUACUUGUUCUCAGCCUGUAUCAGACUACUCAGUUCGACCGAAUUUGACUCUUCGUGCUGCUGUCCAGGCAUUCCGUCGUGAAGAGGAGUUGCAUUUGUUAAAAGCAUCAAGAAGAAAAAGAGAGAAGUUUGAGCAGGAAAAAUGCAAUAACAAUGAUUUGUUUUCCAUGGAUCUUUCGCGCGGUAAAGGUGUUCAAUUUCCAUUUGCUGUCUCUGACAGGGUUAUUAUCAAGGGUAACAAGAGGACUCCACAAAGAUUUGUUGGACGUGUAGCAGUUGUGACAGCACAGUGCUUAAAUGGAUGGUACGUCGUGAAGACAUUGGACAAUGCAGAGAGCGUCAAGUUGCAAUAUCGAUCAUUAGAAAAGCUUAUGGAUGAUCAAGGCACUGAGAUGAUACCUGACAAAACCCUAACUCCCAAUUGGCUGUAAGGCAUUGAUGUGUACAAGAGAAAUGAUUUUUAAUUUAUCCUUUUCUGCUAUUGAACUAUGUUAGAUAUAAUUCCUAGUAAGUUAAAAUGCAGCUAAUAUGAUAUACAAUGUUUGUAUAAUGUGUUCCUAGUAAUUUGGACAAACAAUAUUCCUAGUAAGUUAACAUGCAUCUGAUUCCCCCCUAA